This is a messenger RNA of Camellia sinensis, 3607 nucleotides long. The record is from RefSeq and is a predicted model, not a curated record. NCBI's taxonomy places the organism in Eukaryota, Viridiplantae, Streptophyta, Magnoliopsida, Ericales, Theaceae.
UCCGACCUCACUACUGAUCUCAAGCCUCAACUCAGAAAACAAACGGGGACUUUGUUGAUAAGUUUUUAUUGGUCUUCUCUCAUCUGCUUCUUCUGGAUGGAUCUGAAUGUCAUCCCAAACUCUUCAAAUUUUGUUAGCUAAUAAGGUAAAUUUUAAUGUUAAAAAUCCUCAUUCAUUAAAGUUGAAUUGGUCCCAUUGAGCAUCAGAACUCAUCUUAUGCGGUUGUAACAAUUUACUACAACUGAGCUGAGGAUCUUCUACUCCUCUCAUUAUCUUCUCUGCAAAAGAUCACCUACAGGCUACAGCAAUUGACAAAAAAGAGACCAAAAUGAUUGGUUUGGGCGAAAUCACUAAAAUGUUAUGUUCAGACGGUGUCCUAAAAGCCUGCAAAACUGGCAGGUCUCACGUUGGCUAUGUGAUUCACUACAAGAAGAACAUUCAAAAACUUGAAGAUGAAAUUAUAGGGCUUGAAGAUGAAUGGAGAAGGAUCGAUGGAAGUGCCCACAGAGCCAGAGACGAUGGAGGAGUUGUUGAGAAUGAUGUUAGGCAGUGGCUAUUGUCUGCCUAUGGAAUGAAAGCAGAAGUCGAGGUGUUCCUACUAGACAUGGUAAGGGAAAACAAGUGGUGCUUCAAAUGCUCAUGUCCAAAUAUAUAUUGGCGUUACUGGCUAGGCAAGGAGUCCGAAAAGAAGACUGCUCGUGUUGUUAGACUAAAAGAGGAGGGCACCAAGUUUAUGACAUGCCCAAUGUCACACCGCGCACCUCUCACAGACUCUGGAUUCACAUUCUCUGCAAAAUAUGAAGCAUUUGAUUCAAGGAAACGCAUCUUUGAAGAGAUCAUGAAAACAUUGGAAGAUCCAAGCAUUAAAAUGAUUGGCAUUUACGGACCAGGUGGUGUUGGCAAGACAACAAUGGUGGAAGAGGUUCUCCAACUAGCAAAGAGAAAUAGGCUUUUUGAUUCUGUUGCCAUGACAACUGUGUCCAAAGUUGUGGAAAAGGAAAAAGUUCAAGGUGAACUCGCAAGUCAACUAGGACUAAAGCUAGAUGAGUUUGGAAGAGCAGGUAAACUAAUGAAUAGAUUGAGCAAUGGGCGAAAAAACCUUGUAAUUUUGGACGACGUUUGGGAGCCACUUGAUUUGGCACAGAUUGGAAUUCCUACUACAGAUGGUGGCAACAAUGAGACACUUAUUAACUUGCCAGAAAUUGGAAUUCCUUUUACAUAUGGUAGUAACAUGGUCUGCAAAGUUGUGAUAACAUCACGGAAACAACGUGUGUGCCAAAUGAUGCAAAAGUCUAAUGAACUGAAAGUUUUCCCGAUCGAAGUGUUAACAGACACAGAAGCAUGGAGCCUAUUUACGAAGAUGGCUGAAAUUUCAGUUAACUCUGGAAUACCCCCUGCAGCAGAAGACGUGUGUAAUGAAUGUGGACGCUUGCCAGUUGCUAUAUGUGCAGUUGCAGCAGCAUUAAAAGGUAAGAACAACUAUGCAUGGAUAGAUGCACACACACAGCUGAAAAAUUCAAAGCUGAGGGCUAUAGUGGAUGUUGAUCCAAAAUUGUUCUCCUCCUUAAAGUUGAGCUAUGAUUUUUUAGAACCCAAGGAUGCACGGUCAUGCUUCAUGCUUUGCUCUCUGUUUUACGAAGAUGCUGAGAUUUCCAUUGAGGACUUGGUGAGAUACAGCAUCGGGAUGAGGUUGCUUGAUCAAAUACACCUAAAUACAGUUGAAGACAUUAGAGCCAGAGUACUUACAUUGGUUGAUGGGCUCAAAUCAUCUUGUUUGUUGUUAGAUGGCAGAAGCCAAAAUAGGGUCAAAAUGCAUGAUGUUAUUCGAGAUGUUGCUAUAUCAAUCGCGGAAGAUGAGAAAGGAUAUCUAGUGAAUCAUGAUAUCAAAAAGUGGCCAGAGAAGGGCACAUAUGAACAUUACUCGGCAAUGUCAUUAAGGUUCACCACAAAUAUCUGCGAGCUUCCCAAUGAGUUGGAAUGUAGAGGACUCCAUACCUUGGUGUUGAAGAGCAACCAUGACUGCUCACGAACAGAUGUUCCAAACAAUUUUUUCAAUGGAAUGGAAAACAAUCUUGAAGUCCUGGAUCUGACUGAAAUUCCUCUAGAGAGCCUCCCAUCAUCACUUCCAACAUUAGUUAAGCUUCGGAUGUUAUGCUUAAAUGGCCGACUGAAGAUAGACAUAGGGUUAGCUCUAUUGGGGAGAUUAAGGAACCUUGAGAUACUUAGCCUUCAAAAUAUGAAAAAGGUUCUACUUCAUGACGAAGAUGGAACAGGGUUUUCUGAAUUAAAGUUUCUUAAAGUUAAAGAAUGUAAUGAUGUUGAACAUCUUCUUGGCACACCAGAAAUGUUUCUAAAAGCUCAGCCACAAAGUCCACCACGGCCUUUUUGUAACUUGUGCAAAUUAGUUGUUAAAAGAUGUAGAUUUACAUUUCUAUUCUCCGUCUCCGUUGCAAGAGGCCUUGUGCAACUCCAAUAUCUAAAAAUCACAAACUGUGGGAAUAUGGAAGAAGUUAUUAGAAAUGAAAGACAAGGAGAUGAAGAGGAAAUUAUUUUUCAUCAUUUAAAAAAAAUGUAUUUAUGGAAUUUACCUAACCUCAGAAGCUUCUGUUCAAGCAUGAAGAACACUUCAACAAUAGAGGCAAACAAUUCUAACCCUUCACAACCUCUCUUUUGUGAAAAGGUGGCAUUCCCUGCAUUGGAGUACUUGGCUAUUUGGGAUUUAGAUAAAAUAUCAGGGAUAGCAGGGGACAAACAAUUAAAACACCCAAUCAAAGAAGAGGAAGAAUCCUUUUGGAAACUAAGGAACCUACCAUGUCUCCAACAACUAUAUAUAUGGGGUGGUGACAGCUUGAAAGCAAUAGUAGUAGCUAAUAAGGAAGGAGGUGCCUACGAUAAGCCUCUCGUUUUCCCUAAACUGUGUACUCUACAAUUACGUGAGCUGUUGAAUCUGAAAAGUUUCUAUGGCAAUUGUGGACCUAAAGAAGAAGAGGAAGAAGAAUAUCUCCAACCACAAACCCUCUUUAAUGAAAAGGUGGCAUUUCCUGUCUUGAAGAACUUGGUAAUUUGGCGUGCACAUAACAUAUCAGGGAUAAUAGGAGACCAACAAUUUAAACUUCCAGCCCAAGAAAAGGAGAGAGAAUCUUUUUGGCAACUAAAGAACCUACCCCUUAUCCGGCAUCUAGAUAUACAAAGUUGUCAAGAAUUAAAAGUAAUAGUAGUAGCUAAUAAGGAAGGAGGAGCCAACGAUAAGCCCCUCAUUUUUUCUGAAUUGUGUUCUCUACGACUCUAUUAUUUGAGGAAUCUAAAGAGUUUCUAUGGCAAUUGCGGACCCGAAGAAGAAGACGAUGAAGAAGGAAUUCUCAAACCUCUAUCUCUCUUUAACGAAAAGGUACGACUGUCAUAAGUUUUUUGUUUUUAGAGUUAUUAGUUUAAACUCUUAAACCAUAAUCUCACGUGAUUAAAAAUUUAAUAGUGCUAAAUACCUAUAAUAUUUACCCAUGAAUCAUCAAGAUGCAUUUUAUAUAUAAAUCUACAUUAGUUGAAUUUGAGCCAUCCAUCUUCAUUUUGGGUAAAUUUCUAGUUCAAUUUUUGCAAGUUCAAAGCUUUA